AUCUAAAUGCGCGCUAGAAUACAUAUAUCUAACUGAAAACAAAUUUUCAAACCGCAAAAACGAAAAAUCCAACAAUACUUGAUCAACUACCUAAACCCCGGCGCGAGCAGAUUAUGCAAGACAGAGUAAGCACGUCGACACGGUUUCGAAUAUCCGAGCACUGGUGGGAGAUCGGAAUUUCAAGCGAAAUGAAACCAAAACCUCUCAUUCCCAAACUUGGAACAAUGAUGGGUAGAUGGCGAGACCUUACGGACACAUUUUCCUAUAUUUUCAACUAAAAGAGCUGAAGAAGAAGUCUAACCUGAAAGUACACGUUUUAAAAAAUAGUUUAAAACCCGUUUAAAGUAGAAGAUAUUGAAAGAAAUAUACCUUACCAUGCCCCCCAAAAAAGGUUCUAAUUCAAAUCCUGUAAAAGAAAAGUUUGAGGAGUCCGAUUCGGAAAAGAAUGUGGAAGCUAAACAAAGCGAGGUUAGUUUGGAAAAUAAUAUUGCCAAAUUAUUAGAAAUUCAGUUUGCUAAGUUUAAAGAAGACAUGGAAAGAACAUACCGAAAUGAAAUAAGUGAAGUUAAAAAAUCCAUUGGGUUUAUGAGUGACUGUUUCGAACAACAAAAAGAAGAACUUAAGAAAACUUUAAAGGCUUUAAAAAAUGUACAAGAAGAAAACAACACAAUAAAAAAUAAAAUGAGUGAGCUUGAAAAUAGAAUAAACAACAAAGAACAGCUCGAAAGGGAAAACAAUCUCAUUAUUUCUGGAGUACCAAAGCAAAAUGAAACAACAACAACAAUUGUGGAAAAAAUUAUGAAUACACUUAAAUUGCAAAACAGCCAAAGUAUCUUGGAAACGAGAAGGAUUUCAAAAAAGGAUGACAGUCCAAUACUUGUAAAAUUUGCUGAAAAAAACAAGAAAGUAGAAGUAUUUAAGAAUAGAAAAGAAAUAAAAAGUGUAAAGUGUAGUGAUUGCCAACUAGAAGGUAAUAGUCAAAUUUAUUUUAAUGAUGAUUUAAUACCAAACAUUCAAACCUUAUUUCAAAAAGCCAGAGAUGUAAAAAAAAGAAAGGGGAUUUAA
This is a messenger RNA of Brassicogethes aeneus, 1065 nucleotides long. NCBI's taxonomy places the organism in Eukaryota, Metazoa, Arthropoda, Insecta, Coleoptera, Nitidulidae. The record is from the annotation of a GenBank genome assembly.